Molecule: messenger RNA, 1056 nt
Organism: Symbiodinium pilosum
Lineage: Eukaryota; Dinophyceae; Suessiales; Symbiodiniaceae
Source: the annotation of a GenBank genome assembly
AUGGGCGGUGCCAGCGGCCCUGCUCUGGCAGCCGCGGUAUCCAAUGCCGGCGGCUUGGGUAUUCUCGGCGCAGCCGCCUGUGGACCGACUCAGCUGCGUCAGUGGAUACGUGAAACCCGCGAAUUGACAGACAAACCUUUUGGCGUCGACACGUUGCUGCCAGCUUCCGUACGGCGCGCCAGUUAUGACUCAGAUGCGGGUCCGACACCGUCUGAUCUGCUCCCCGAACGCCUCGAGUUUGCGCAGGCUUUCAUGCGUAAAGAGGGCCUGGAGCCGGUCACAGCAAAAGAUCUUGAAGAACGAUCUGUUCCCGGUGAACCGGCAAUUUUCACUAAGGAAUUUUUUGAAGCCCAGAUGCAGGUGGUCAUUGAAGAACGGGUACCUGUAUAUGCGUCGGGUCUGGGCAAUCCGGGCCCAUGGAUGGCGGAGCUGCGCGCAAAUGGCACCAAGGUGAUGGCGGUGAUCGGCGCGGUGCGCCAUGCGAUCCAGGUGAAAUCUUCCGGGCUCGAUGUGAUUGUGGCCCAGGGGCACGAUGGUGGUGGCCAUAACUCGCCGAUUGGCACCAUGGCGCUGAUUCCUCAAGUGGUAGACGCUGUGGGCGAUACGCCGGUGUUAGGUGCGGGCGGCAUUGUCGAUGGUCGCGGGGUUGCCGCGGCCAUGAUGCUGGGUGCCCAGGGCGUAUGGAUUGGGUCAGCCUUUCUGGCCUCUGAAGAAGCCAACAUUUUCCCUUUUCAGAAACAGGCCAUUAUCGAUGCCACCGAAGAAGGCACCGCGAUAUCUCGCUCUGUCACAGGCAAGCCGGCGCGCAUUAUCCGCAGCAAAUGGACUGACUACUGGGUGAAAGAAGGUGUGGAGCCGUUACCCAUGCCUUAUCAGGGUGCAGUCUCUGGUCCUGUGAUGGCCGCUGCAACCCGUGCGGGUCGCGGUGACAUCAAUCCUGGUUUCGCUGGCCAGGGCAUUGGCAUGAUUAAAGCCGUUAGACCUGCCAAAGACAUCUUUGAUGAUCUGGUAUACGGUACUGAAAAGGCGUUAGCCCAGGCGAAAACCUGGGGCUAA